AUCAUGCUUGGUGUUAUGGCAAAAUCCAGAACCCCCUUCUCCACAUUCUUUAUUCCACUCACUCUGUGUGUUUCCAUCCUCUUCUCCUCCCACAUAACCGCAAAAGCUUCAAGUUACUCUCGAAGAAUCUCACCAGCAUCUGUCGGGUUCCACGAGGAGAAGCUGAGCCACCUUCACUUCUAUUUCCACGACAUAGUCAUUGGACCGAACCGCACAUCGGUGACUGUAGCGGAGCCCCUUAAGGGUAAGUCAAACUCAUCCCUCCCAUUCGGAACGGUGGUGACCAUCGAGAACCAAUUGACCGUGGGGCCCGAACCUGAGUCCGAAAGCGUGGGAAAGGCACAAGGGUUGUACGUGUCUUCGUCCAGGGAAGGACCCGAAAUGGAAGCGGGGCUAACCAUGGCUAUGACUUUUGCGUUCACGGAAGGCAAGUAUAAGGGUAGCAGCCUCAGUGUGUUGGGGCGAAACGUUAUUAAUUACCCCGUCAGGGAGAUGCCCAUCCUUGGUGGCACCGGAGAUUUUCGGUUCGCACGUGGGUUUGCUCAGGCCAAGACUCACGCUUUCGAUCACACCACAGGAGAUGCUAUCGAGGAGUACGACGUUUUUGUCUUCCAUUAUCUUCCCAGCACUUCGCCAUCGGUGAAUUUUCAUCAAGAACUAUGA
Abrus precatorius (Indian licorice) is the source of this 663-nucleotide messenger RNA. RefSeq names its product dirigent protein 22-like. The transcript has a single exon. The record is from RefSeq and is a predicted model, not a curated record. Lineage: Eukaryota; Viridiplantae; Streptophyta; Magnoliopsida; Fabales; Fabaceae. The coding region runs from base 4 to 663 and encodes 219 amino acids.